Molecule: messenger RNA, 1230 nt
Organism: Pisolithus orientalis
Lineage: Eukaryota; Fungi; Basidiomycota; Agaricomycetes; Boletales; Pisolithaceae
Exons: 7
Coding region: 1-843 (280 amino acids)
Source: RefSeq, a predicted model, not a curated record
AUGCUACGAAGUCUUCUGGAUUCGGCAUCUGCAUCUCUUGUGGAUGAAGUAUGGUCUUGGGAAGCCAUCAAUCAGGGAGACUUGGCUCUUGUGAAUGCAGAGAGUUUAAACGAAAUUUUUGACUGGCAUGAUGAUGCCCGUGACAUUGUGAACUUUCUUUUAAACUACCUCCCUGAGGAGACCACCCCUGCAUCGCUGCCUACUUGCCUUGCUCAUGUUCCAGAAGCUGUGUUUGCGUUGCUAAGUUUGAUGAUUGCUCAUUUCUUCUUGUGCAGAGCCUUGGCAGCUUUGAAUUUCCCCAAGUUGUUUUCGUCCCUCAUACUAGUGGACCCCAUCAUUACAGCUGAAAAGACUAAGCUUGUUGACGAAGCUGUCAGGUUCGCUGUUAAUGCUUUUACCAUGCAAAUGUUUUGGUCAUCUCGUGGAGAAGCCCUAUCUCAAUUCAAGGAAUCACCGUUCUUCACAUCCUGGCACCCAGACGUCCUGAAGACAUAUGUUGACCAUGGGUUGGCUGUAGAUACAGCGGGCAGCAUCAGAUCGAAAACGACCAGCGUCCAGGAGAGCCUGACCUUUGUCAAUGUGCCUGUCUUUAUCGAAGUCUGGGAGUUGUUAGAGAAACUGGAUGAGAAUAUCACUCUUCGAUGGGUAGUACCGUCACCUGGUUUCCUUGGAGAAGAAGAUACCAAAGCGAGGGUUUGGCGUCGACCAGCCAAUACAUCUAACAUGGUUUUCUCCUUCGCUGGACACCUUAUCGUACAAGAAGCACCAAUUGAACUCGCUCAGGAUAUCGCCACAUUCUUGUCGACGAAUUAUGGGUCUCCUCAAUUCAAAGCAGCUUUAUGAAUUCGAUAUGUCCGCUGACCCACCGAUCCUGGUUAGUAUACGGCACGACGGGAAUGGUUUUCCAAAGGCCAAUGUUGGAAUUUUCUAGUUAGUUGAGCGUGUAUAUAUGUUGCGAUGACCUGUGAUGUCUAGAAUUCCUUUAGAAUUUGGAACCUGGUUUGACAUCAUGGAAGGUAGUUGUGUAUUAAGUGUGAGUGCGACUGUAGACUCAGACUCGAACGUUGCGGUGACCCACGGUGGUGCCUGGACUAAUUAUGAAACUCAACUGGUCUGUUAUGCUCCUUUCCGCCGACGAACCGUGGAGAGAUAAUUCACCUCACAGUUGCUCACUGCAUUAUUUUACUUUGUUAGUUAUGCAACGCAACAAGGGAAGGCAGCUUAAGGAAG